Molecule: messenger RNA, 1610 nt
Organism: Didymodactylos carnosus
Lineage: Eukaryota; Metazoa; Rotifera; Eurotatoria; Philodinida; Philodinidae
Source: the annotation of a GenBank genome assembly
GUGCUUGGUCAAUGGCUACUUACAUUCUUCCUCUUAUUACCAACAAUCUUCAUGAAUUAUUAUGUUCAGCUGCCUGGUGAGCAAUAUUGUCUUAUUCCCUACACAGACAUUCGUACCUCGUUUUAUCCCAUCGGAAUACUCUAUUUGGAUCCAUUAGUUUUCAAAUGCUGAUCUUGUAUUUCGUCAUCAGGGAUAUCUCCUGCCAAGACCCGUGUGCUCGCGGCGUAGCGAUGCUAAGCAAUCAAACGAAUUCAAUCGAGGGAGAUAUGGGAAGAGAGUAUUCAGACAUGUCGAACUUAAGACGCUUGAUGUUCGUUGUUUGACACAAUAUAUGUUAAGACCGGAUCAAUGUUUAUGAAACCUGGUGUCUAAAGGUCUUCAAGGGUGCUCUUUCUUUUGGCUAACUUGAAAAGAUUUUAAAAGUAACAGCAGCACGACUUCCAGAAAAAGUGUGGUUUACGCACACAACUAAUUUCAAGAACAACGAAGUCUUUUUGAAUUAAGAAUAUAACAAGCCAUCUGCUACUCUAAAAAAUGUGUGGGUUACAUUUUGAAAACAGAAAAAGAAAACAUUUUAAUUUUGUUGUCAAAGUCUUAUGAAUUCUUAUAAAGUAAUUAUAUAAUCUAUCUUACCGAAUUCUUAUCAGAAUCUUUGGUAUCAUGGAAAACAGAAAUAUGAAAUUAAUUUGACUUAAAUCGUGUUUAUGAGAUAAAAUAUCCAAGACGUAUUCACAUGAUGAAAUAAAAACUAUUCUUUCAUGCUGAAUAGAGAAGUCAAAUUGAUUUCAUACCUCUGUUUUCCAUGAUACCGAAACAAUGUGACUAACCAUUGUAUGAAUACUCAAAAAUAGUUAACAUAUUUACUGAUCAAAAUGCUCUUGUUGAUUCAGCUAAACGAAGAGUUGGUUUACUUUUAAAAAAUAUGCAAACAUUUGGCGUUUAUAAUCAGAAUCUAAAAUAUACUCGUGAUCUCUCUAAAGUAUCCGCAUUAUUUCUUUGGUUUCAAUUGUUUAAAGAUGUCAUUUUAAAAAUAUGUCCAACACAACAGGAGCAAAGGAAGAAAUGAUCAAAAAGUGCCGAGAAUAUUACCACAGAAACGAAAAGCAACUGCAAAAUAUAGAGGAAUUUCAUAAGACUUAUAAAUCUUCGCAAGCAAUUCAAUGCUACACAAAACCAUGUAAAGCUUUUAAGAACAGAAGAUAUUGAUCAGUUAUAUAAGUUCCGAUUUUUUAUUAGGGGAUCUUUGUCUACGUCUUGCUGAGAAAUAUGAAGAGCUAAAAGGUCGACAGCCAUUUAUCAUGAUGAAACUGUAUCGUGGAGUUGCACUACCCAAUCAUGAAUUUGAAAACGUAAAACAGAGUGAGAACAAAUUAAUAUCGGCCAAUGGCUUCUUCUCUACAAGCCAAUCACGAGAGGUAGCUCUUUAUUUUGCUGGCGAACCGACAACAAACUCUACGCCACAAUCAGUUCUAUUUGAAAUUGAAUGUGACAUCCCGACCAAAAUGGCAAUAUUAGGAGAUAUAGCUGAAAUCAGUAACUUUACCUCAGAGAAAGAAAUUUUAUUUGAUCUCGGAGCAGCCUUUGAAAUUCAGACAAUCGAGCUAAAUUGA